GACCAGAGAGACCAACUCUGAGAGAGAGACAUGUCGUUAUUCCGGUUGCCAUUGGUCCAGCUGAAUUCUGCCACUGUGAAGAAGGGGACAAUGUUUAUGAAACUCAAUGAGCAAUUCUUCACAUACUGUACAUAUUUAUGAACGAGACUUAGCUUCAGGCGCUUCGAACUCUGUGCUGUCUAAGGAUCUGAAAGUCAAGCCUGUGGGAAGUGGUUGAGAGUGUGAUGCAAUAAAUAGUCAGCAUUUCCUGAUUGUUACUGGGAGACAGAAACCGUGUGCAUAUAGGAGCAAAGGAAUGAACAGAGCAAAGCUGUCUUCGCAGAUCUGGGAGUAAAGGAAACAUUUUGACUUACCUACCACAAACAGCAAAAUUCAAGGAAGUUCCUUGAAAGACGCUUAAGGGGGCCCACCAUGAUCCUCCCAUUCCUGGCCCUGUUCUGCGUGGGGCUGUGUGCUGGCCAAGGAUACAUAAGAGAUGAGCCCCUCCCCAGGCCCUCCAUCCACGCCUGGCCCAGCUCGGUGGUUCCCACCCACGGUAAUGUGACGCUGCGAUGCUCCACUCCCACCAGGGGGGUCAACUUCGUUCUCAGAAGGGGAAGAAUUACCGUGGCGUCCUCUCUAUCUCCUGAGUCCCCAAAGGGCCUGGCGGAAUUUCACCUCACUGAUCUACAGAACAGUCACUCUGGAGAGUACACCUGUGACUAUUACAGAAGAAAGAGACCCAAUGUAAGGUCACCGCCGAGUGAUGUCCUUCUACUCCUGGUGACAGGAUAUUUACCUAAACCUUCCCUCCAAGCCCACCAAAGGGGUAAUGUGACCGCAGGACAAAACGUGAUUCUGCAGUGCCAGCAGCCUCGCCAUGGGAUUGAGUCUAACGUGUUUGCUCUACUGAAGAAAGGAACUUCAACACCCAUAAAGAUCCAGAGUCUAGAAGGACAGAAGACAGACUUCUACCUCCACAAUGUGACAGUCUGUGAUACUGGGGACUACAGCUGUGUGUACUACCAAACAAGGGCUCCUUUCUGGGCCUCAGAGCCUAGUGAUCCGCUGGCGAUCUGGGUGACAGAUGAGACGGAGUCUUCCAAGAGAAAAAGAAAAACACUAGGCACCACUGCGAUCAUCCUCACUGUCACCUGCACCGUCAUCAGCCUCCUUGCAGCCUUCCUCAUCGGCAGGAACACCCUCAGUAGGGCAGCUCUUAGCAAGAUGACCAAAAGUUCUCAUUCUUCUAAGAAAGCUGAAGACGUGGUGACAGAUGCAUCUCCAGCUACGAAGAGCUACUCUCCUGCCUUGGAUAAAGGAUCUCAGGUGUCAAGAGCUGGAGAACCUUAUGAAGUGAUGUACGCUGAGCUGGACACCAAAGCCCUGAGCGAGGGUAUUUCCAGCCGGGUGAAGCAGCCUCUGGAAGCCUGUGUGUACUCAGCCCUUAAGACAUAGCCAGGAGAAGACCUGGAUCCAGGAAGAACCUCCAGGGAGAUGGUCGAUGGGGCACAGGCCCCUUGCGCGACUCCGCAAAUGAGGAUACUUCCCCUUAAAUCUCCAAUUUUGAUCCCUUCUUCUAAAACAUUAAAAUUUUUUUGAA
This is a messenger RNA of Molossus molossus (Pallas's mastiff bat), 1582 nucleotides long. It is a transcript of the gene TARM1, whose product is annotated as T cell-interacting, activating receptor on myeloid cells 1. The record is from RefSeq and is a predicted model, not a curated record. Gene Ontology annotation, cellular component: plasma membrane. The coding region runs from base 412 to 1437 and encodes 341 amino acids. The transcript has 10 exons. Lineage: Eukaryota; Metazoa; Chordata; Mammalia; Chiroptera; Molossidae.